Notodromas monacha is the source of this 1985-nucleotide messenger RNA. The record is from the annotation of a GenBank genome assembly. Lineage: Eukaryota; Metazoa; Arthropoda; Ostracoda; Podocopida; Cyprididae.
AGGUAAUUGUCCGCGUGAUUUUACGUUGAAAACCGUGAAAAGUUUAAAUCGCUUCGUGUUUAAAGCUUUUUGAAAGUCUUCAGUGAACGUGUUAUCGAGAAUUUUCGCAAAUUCAUCGCUCGUGAGCCUGUGUCGCAGUUCGUGAAUCAUGCUGGGAAAAGAUGAGGAUUUCGCCGACAUUUCGGAAAACGACAUCGUUGGUAGAUCAACUCCGGAUGUCAUUCCGUUCGAUGUUCCGUAUCAACCUGGAUCUGAUGCUGUUGAGCUCGUGGCGGAAACCCCUGGCGGAAUUAUCAAAGAGGUGCUCACUGCUGGUGUAGGAGAUGAUCAGCCGGGUACAGGGGAUCGCAUCACGGUGCACUAUACUGGGCGCUUGCGCAGCACAGGGGCCAAGUUCGACUCAAGCAAGGACCAUCAUGGACCACCGUUUCAGUUCACGCUUGGGAAAGGUGAAGUGAUCAAAGCAUGGGACAUCGGUGUUGCUUCAAUGAAGAAGGGUGAAGUUGCUAGGUUGACAUGCGAUUCUGAAUUCGCGUAUGGUUCCCGAGGCAGUCCUCCGCAAAUCCCACCGGAUGCUGAUCUUAUUUUUGAUGUGGAACUAAUUUCAUGGAAAGGAGAGGAUCUGACAAAAGAUGGCGAUGGUGGCAUUCUGAGAUCAACGAUGGUUGCAUCGUCCGGGUUUGUUACUCCGAACGAGGGCGCCGUAGUCAAUAUUCAUGCUGUUGGUAAGCACGAAGGUCGGGUUUUUUUCGAGAAGGAUAUGGAAUUCCGCUUGGAUCUUGGUGAAGCCGACGAGCUUCCGCGGGGUGUCGAAGAAGCAUUGUACAAGUUUCAUAAGGGUGAAAAAUCCGUUCUUAAAUUAUCUCCCCAGUACGGGUUCGGAGCCGAGGGGAAUCCCCAAUUAGGGGUGCCUCCCAAUGCACACCUGGUUUAUGAAAUCACGUUGACUGAUUUGACAAAGGCCAAAGAUCGCUGGGAGAUGACCAAUGAAGAGAAAAUAAACCAAGGCUCGUUGUACAAAACUCUGGGAACAAAUUAUUUCCAGAAAGGCAAGUUGGACGUUGCGCUUCAGAAGUAUAAGAAAGCCAUCGAUUUUCUGGACGACGGCGCCGUUUCCGAGUCUGACUCUUUUGACCUGGAUCGCGAUCGGUCGUCGACAACUUCUUAUGAGGAUGCGGAAGAGGAUUUCCAGGGGGGCGGCGAUGCACCGGAAGAGAUUUCGGAAGUUUCCGACCCGCGUUAUCCAGAAACUGAAAGUUUCGUCCCGAAUACGCCGCGUCGUGAACCGCCUUCAACUGAUACGCCUGAAGAAAAGAAGUCCCGCAACGAGGUGCUACUCGCCGUUAGGCUGAAUCUCGGCCUAGUGGCGUUGAAACUCGGCGAGGAGCGCGAAUCUGUCGAGCAUUGUUCAAAGGCAUUGGAUAUUGAUUCGAGCAACGAAAAGGCGUAUUUUCGCCGUGGUCAAGCGUUACUGAAAAUGCACGAACCGGAGAAAGCUUUAAAGGAUUUCAACAAAGUCGUCGAGUUGAACCCGGAGAACAAGGCUGCUGUGGGCCAAAUAGCCCUGUGCAAGAAGUCCGUUGUAGACCUUCAAAACCGUGAUAAGAAGAUCUACCAGAAGAUGUUCGAGCUGUACAGCUCUGGAGAUAACGUGGGCACGAGCGAGAAGAACGAGAAGAAAAUGGAGACUUCUGCAUCUAUCGAGCCGCAAACAGCUGCUUGAUGAAGAGCCCUUUUUCGCCGUUUAAUCCUUCAAAAUCAUUCCCACAUAUGUUCCCCUACCUGACGUCAAUGCCACCUGCGAGAAUUCGUCAGCAAUUUUUUUUUUCAUUCUCCUUUCUCGCUUUUCAGAGAAAGAAUGCAUCUCCAUUGUGAUCGAAAACAGAUCUUGAGGUCAUUUGUUUAUUCGCGGUUUCGGGUACGCCUUAAUAACUCACGAAAUCUGCCUUUUUGUUUAACGGCGAAUAUGAGGUUCGUAAAAAGUG